Messenger RNA from Leptonychotes weddellii (Weddell seal), 2220 nucleotides. NCBI's taxonomy places the organism in Eukaryota, Metazoa, Chordata, Mammalia, Carnivora, Phocidae. The record is from RefSeq and is a predicted model, not a curated record.
UCAGCCAGUGUGAUGCUGCUGCCGCAGCUGUGGCCCCAGCCAUGAUCCCCACCCGUCCUGUUGAGGGUUUCAAGGUGGAGGCUCUGGUUGGUCUGCAAUCCGAGCCGACUUCCCAGAGGAGGCAGCACAGGCUGAGGGUGACGGGUGGAAAGGGAACCAGACCGCAGUAACCCCACAGAGAAGGCUGGGGGUUGGGAACAUAGGUGGUGCCUGAAGCACCUGGGCCUGGAGUAUGCAAGUGUGGGGUUUUCAUUAUCCCCAGCCUGUGGGGAUGCCUUGGAAGGUCGUGAACGAGCUCCCCUUCCCCUUCCCUACAAUGAUGCAUCUUUUGAAGGGAACUGGCAAACUGAGCAGAAAAGGGCUCAGAAACAGCAGGGCAUCCACCCAGAGAUGCUGCCUGCCCCCUCCCCCGAAACCGUGGAAAAGGAAGAUCAUUUAACAAGUACUGAUGGGGUAUUUGCGGUGUGCCAGGCACCAACCUAUGCCCUGGGGAUACAGUGGUGAACCAGAUACACGGCCCUCGUGGGGCUGAGGUUCUGGCCAACUUCUUAUUUGUGCCUGUCCCUCGGGGCAGAUGGUAGCCCCAAUGGCUGUCCCCAGCUCACCAGCCUUUGCUCUCUGCCGGGAUGGGAAGGUUUCGGGGCAACAGUAAGACCCCUUAGUCCUUGGAAUCCCCCCAAUUCGGGCCUUUCUCUCCUUGAGACCACCUUCAGCACUCGCUCUGGCCAAAGUCAGGGGCCUAAGGGUGACUUGGGGGAUCACGCUAUGAGGCCCUAAUUCUCGCUGGCUAAACACAAGGCCUAGAAUCCAGUAGUUGCCCCAUAAACGGUGCCAUCGGUGGUUUCCAGGAGGCGACUAGCUGCCCAGACUUAACCGGGAAAAGUAAGGUGGAAUUAGUCGCGGGUCCUGCGGGUUUGCUGUGCGCAUGCGCCUCCUUGGGGGAGGGGCGCGCCGGUCCCGCCCCCUCCUCGCCUUCCGGGCGCGUCCCGCGUGCUCGGGUCGCCCCGACUGCUUCCUGAGUGGCCGUGAGCGAGGCGGUGACACCAUGUCCCUGGAGGCGAUCCGCUACUCUCGGGGCUCGCUAGAGAUCCUCGACCAGCUGCUCCUGCCCCAGCACAGUCGCUACGAGGCAGUGGGCUCGGUGCGCCAGGCCUGGGAGGCUAUCCGCGCCAUGAAGGUGCGCGGCGCCCCGGCCAUCGCGCUCGUGGGCUGCCUCAGCCUCGCCGUGGAGCUGCAGGCGGGCGCGGGGGGACCGGGACUCGCCGCGCUGGUGGCCUUCGUGCGCGACGCGCUGAGCUUCCUGGUCACCGCCCGGCCCACCGCCGUCAACAUGGCCCGCGCUGCCCGCCACCUGGCCGAGACCGCAGCCCUGGAGGCUGAGCGCGAGGGCGCCACGGAGGCGGCGGUCCGGGAAAGAGUGAUCCGCUGCGCUGAGGACAUGCUGGAGAAAGACCUCAAGGACAAUCGGAGCAUUGGGGACCUAGGAGCCCACCACAUCCUGGAGCGGGCAGCUCCUGGGGGCGGCAAGGUGACCGUGCUGACCCACUGUAACACUGGUGCGCUGGCCACUGCUGGCUAUGGGACAGCUCUGGGUGAGUGGGCAUCCAUGGGAAUGGGGAAGGGGCCUUUUUGGAUGCUAGAGAAAGAAACCCUAACCACUUUACCCACCAAAAAGAUGUGAAUUUAUUCUGGUACACAAGUGCUUAGGGUGUUAGCUUCAGGCACGGCUGGAUCCGGGGGUCAAAUAGUGGCAUCAGGAUCCAUCUGUCCCCGUUCCUAAAUUCUGCCCUCCAUGGCGGCAUCAUUCUCUGCUCCACAGGUCAGCGGGGAGGCUGCUAGGGUUCAGAUCAUGAAAAGCCAAAAGUCUCUAAGCUGACAGUGCCAGAAAAGUCUCCUCGUAUCUCAGGGGCUUUGAUGGGGUCACUGGCCUAUCCAGGAUCAAUCAGUGGGUCCAGCGCAAGCCGUGUGCCUAGAGAAUGCGCUGGAUGCGAACUCCAAGAGGACUGAGAAGGGGGGGCUCCCCAAAAGAAAGAUUGGGAUUUCCUCUGACCAAGAGAUUUGACUACCUGCCUGGGCCCUGCCUUUGUGCCUGGGGACUGAGGCCUUGAUGGCAAGACACCGAUUUAUUCACUAAACAAACACCGAUUAAGAACCAGAGUGCCCCGGGGCGCCUGGGUGGCUCAGUUGGUUAAGCGACUGCCUUCGGCUCAGGUCAUGAUC